GAACUGAAAUUCCUGUAAAUAAACAUGGCUGGCGAUGCUUGGUUAAAGCAGUAUGAGUCCUGCUCGCGGCACGGGCAGGAGUUGAUGGAAAUGGUCAAUGAGAAGAAGGUCCAAGAGCGGCAAGGAGCAAACACUGCAAAGAUCAGCAGCCAGAUCAGAAAUGGAAUCAAACAGUUUUCCCAAGAUUUCAACAAAUUACGACAGGACCUGAUCAGAACAGCAAACUACAUAAGUUCGAGGGAGUCUGAGAUACGACAAGCAAUGCUAGACAAACUGGCGACACAGGAGAAGAGGCUGCAGCAGGCCAUGAGUAAUGACGGACCAGGCAGUGGAAGAGCUGGGUUAUUAGGCCCAGCCCAAUAUGGUGGUGCAUCUGGCUUGAGCCACGACCCGUGGCAGGAUAACACGGCCAAUGAUAUGUCUAUUGGUGAGAUCAGAGAUCAACAACAGACAAUGAUAAAAGAACAAGACGAUGGACUGGAUGCCUUGCACCAAGUUGUCCUGAGACAAAAAAUGAUGGCAAGCGAUAUAGGAAAUGAGUUAGAUGUCCAUAAUGAUCUUAUUGAUGACAUCACAGACCACACGGACCGCACCAAUGAGCGCUUAAUAAAGGAGACCAGACACAUAAAGAUUGUUGACAAAAAGUCAAAUACAUGUUGCUAUUGGGUUGUUGCGAUUCUCCUGUUCAUCGCCAUCGUUGUCAUCGCUGUUGUGCCAUACAAUGGUAAAGCGUAGCAGAAGGUGCUAACACAGCUGAAAGAAGGGACUUGAAAGCAAAUGGUAACCAUGUGUCAUAAUCCAGCAUGUAAAACUCAUUUCCUAAAUGCAAAUCUGAUUAUCAGGAGAAUGGACAAAAGCAGACAAUCGGGAAUUGUGAAAUCGUUAUCUUAAGUGAGCUGAUUUUAUAUAACCUGGUCCAACUCUUGGUUGGUUAACGAACCAAUCACCAAUAAUCAGUGUAACAGGGUUGGACUGUACUUUCAGUGAUUUGUUCCUGUAACUUCCAGAAUUCCAUAAUCAAUGAGAAGUGUCAAACACAAUUUGAACCAACUUUAAGCAUGUCUCUUAUGUCUCCUUACCAGAGGUACAGAUGCUUUGAUGUAAUGAUGAAGGUGUCUGAUUCAGUAAAGCUGAACUGUUUGUAAUAUGCAUGUUUUCCUGAGCAAAUUGAUAAUAGCCCGAGAUGAAGAUUAUUUUGUAAAUAAAUCUUGAGCAAUCAAUGUAAAAUAAAUGUACAUUAAAGAUGAAGUGGCAUAGUGUCACAUUUCGAA
Molecule: messenger RNA, 1271 nt
Organism: Lineus longissimus
Lineage: Eukaryota; Metazoa; Nemertea; Pilidiophora; Heteronemertea; Lineidae
Product: syntaxin-8-like
Exons: 8
Coding region: 25-735 (236 amino acids)
Biological process (GO): vesicle fusion; intracellular protein transport
Cellular component (GO): endomembrane system; membrane; SNARE complex
Molecular function (GO): SNARE binding; SNAP receptor activity
Source: RefSeq, a predicted model, not a curated record